AUGGCAGCAGCUAUAGAUAUCUACAACACAACAGUACCUGUUUUUUCAGAUCCUUGUAGAGAAGAACUCAUGAAAGCACUUGAACCUUUUAUGAAAAGUGCUUCACCAUCACCAACUUCUACUUCUUAUUCUUCCCUAUUGCCUUCAACUUCUCCUUCUUUCUCUACUUAUCCAUCUUGCUAUUACAAUAAUAACCUCCCAAUCACUUCGCAUCCCAACUUGGACCUUGCCUUUUGCUCUCCAUCGAGCACCCAGAUGUUUUCUAAUGGGUUCUCGGGUUACAACCAAAUGGGUUUGGAGCAAACAGGUCCAAUUGGGCUUAACCACCUUACCCCUUCACAAAUCCUCCAAAUCCAAGCCAAAAUCCACCUCCAACAACAACCGCAGCAGCAGCAAAUGGCAAAUUUUGCUCCCACAUCACAGUCAGUCCGUAACCAGAGGGCUAAUAACUUCUUGGCUCCAAAACCUGUCCCUAUGAAACAAUCUGUUUCUCCUCCUCAAAAGCCAACAAAGCUUUAUAGAGGUGUGAGGCAGAGACAUUGGGGAAAAUGGGUUGCCGAGAUUAGACUUCCAAAGAACAGAACAAGACUCUGGCUUGGCACUUUUGACACAGCUGAAGAGGCAGCUUUAGCUUAUGAUAAGGCUGCUUUUAAGCUGAGAGGAGAAUUUGCCAGGCUUAACUUUCCACAUCUUCGCCACCAAGGAGCUCAUGUAUCUGGUGAAUUUGGUGACUACAAGCCUCUCCAUUCCUCUGUUGAUGCAAAAUUACAAGCAAUUUGUCAAAGCUUGGGCUUGCAAAAACAGGGGAAAACAGGGGAGCCCAGUUCCGUUGCUGAUUCAAAGAAGACUGUAUCAGCUCCUUUGCAGACAGAAAUUGUAGAUGAUUGUUCUUUGAAAGGUGAAAUAAAAAGGGAGUUUGAGAAUUUUGGAGUUGAGGACUAUAAGGUGGAGAUCCCAUUACCAUCACCAGCAUCAUCCGAUGAGUCUUUGGCUGGUUCUUCUUCACCAGAAUCUGAGAUUUCCUUCUUGGAUUUCUCUGAGUCUUCGCAGUGGUAUGAGUUUGAGAAUUUUGGUUUGGAGAAAUACCCAUCAGUCGAGAUUGACUGGUCAUCUAUCUAA
Molecule: messenger RNA, 1119 nt
Organism: Dovyalis caffra
Lineage: Eukaryota; Viridiplantae; Streptophyta; Magnoliopsida; Malpighiales; Salicaceae
Source: the annotation of a GenBank genome assembly